GACGACUUGUACAUGUACAAUAUUGUAUGUACAUAUCAGUGCACCAUCACUUUAAAGCGAGUUCGAUGUUCCAAUUCGAAUAAUGAAUAAUCGGUGCCAGAUGAUAUUUGUUAUUUUAUUCAUUUGUCAAGAAAUAAACGCAGCUCAGUCAUCAAACAAUGAUUCCAUGAAAUACGAUCUUACUAAUGUUUUAAACGAUGCGAUAUUAAGACUACUCAAAGGUACUUAUUUGUUUGAAAAAUUGGAACCAGAAAUACUCAUACAAGACCCAAAACAUCAAAACAAUGUAUACAAAAUUAAUAAUACCCAAAAACUACAACCAUUUGGAAAUACAAUCAGCUUGAAAAGAAUGUUUACUGUCGGAUUAUCUUCAAAUCGCAGCAAGCUAUUUACCAGGAAUCCGCUAAAUACGAGCACAAUUCGUUGGGAAUUUCCUGAAAAUAAAUUUCACAUGACCUACGAUGAGCUAAAUUACCGCAUAAAAGGAUACGUCCAAGUAGAAGAUCCAUAUUCGUAUUGGAAUGACGAUUACAGUAUAAGCGAAUUUCAUGCAAGAUACCACGAAUACAAGAAUUUAUCGAUUACAGCAAUAAAACCGUUAGCGAACUCAAGUUACAAUGAAAAUAUUUUCUUCAAUACAUCGUAUGACCAUUUGGAGAACCCUGACGGCAUCAAACUGGCAAAGCAUCCUGCAUUAUCUUACGAAGAACAUCUCGAGUUGACACACGUAAUUGGCUUGGAAUUACCAUCCAUAAUGCGCAAUUUUUUCAUCAAUAGUGGCAAUUUCACGCCACUAUUGGACGAAAUAUUCAACCUGAACCCAAAACAGCAUAUCAUUUCAGCCCAUCCUGAUUUUUUGACCAACGAACAAUGGUACUAUUACCACAUACCAGACAUUUAUUACAUAUACCUGAGUUUCCAAAACAUCAUCAUCGAAGGAUUGUCGAAUUUCGAAUCGUACGCGAAUAAUAAACCGAGGAAUUAUGAUCGAUAUGAAUUCGACAACGACGACCACCACGACCUUAUUGUUUACACCCUACAUGUAAAGGAUGUACGAGGAAAUAUGACUUUACAUCCGCAUUUUAAAUAUUCAUACGAGUACGAGUAUUUUAAACUGAACUUCUGCAUUGGUAAUCUUUACAUAUCGUUUGCACCAAAAAAUGAGGAAUUUCACGUCGAGGCACAAGACUACUCCAUCGUCGAAGAUACUCCUCGGUCUCCCACAGUGAUAUCUUCGUGGUUAUCGAAACAUUCAACGACCAUUAUUCAGGUUCUCGAAUCAGAAAUCAUAGAUUUAGUGAAGAUGCCAUCGAAGAUAAGAAAACCAUGUUCGUUGUGCCCACAAGUGCCUAGAAUGGAAUUCAAUUUUCUGGACGUUUUGAAGAAUUUUGUCAACUAAUGACAAGACAAUCCUGAACCUUAACGGAUCAAGGGCAAACUAUCAAAAUAAUUGGCUCAAGUACAUAGUUACCUACAGCAUUUCUACGAGCAAAGACUUACAAUAUUUACCUGGCUACAUAUAACGAGUACCUACAUUUGUUGAAUUUCAAUUCGAAUAUAGGCACCGGUUUUAGAAAAAUUUUCAAUUACUUAUCUGAAUAAUGUCAACUAAAAUUACAAUUAGGUACUUAAUAAAAUAAGAAAAAAAUACCUAAAGUAUCUAACAGGAUUUUUUUUAGCAAAAAUCUCUACUUUUUCACUACUUGAGUUUUUCACUACCUCUCUAAAACCAAAUUUUUGGAAAGCCCUCCCCUCGACCCCCCCCCCUUCGUACGCGUAAAAAAUAAACAAAAUCAAAUUAUUCGCAGAAACGUUUAUUGAAAUUGGAAUAAAAUUUGUAUACUUAUGUACAAAGUAUUUUUUAAUUUCAAUACAUUUUUUUCAAUAAUUUGAAGGUUUUUGUUGCGUUUUUAAAAUUUUAAGUUUUUUUUACACCUUUUCACUACUUUCACUGCUUGUUAGAUACCCUGUAUUUUGAAAAAAAUGACGUUAAAGUUAAUUGGAGAGUUUUGAGACCAAUUUUUAGAAAAUUUUAAAUUUCUAAAAUAUACUCGAAGGUUCCAGAACAGCCUGAAACCACCUGUUAGACUGUAUACAAGCAGUAUUGCAAUAGGAUAGAGGAUGAGAAAUAUUCCUUAAUGAGUGAAAGAUUACCAGUAACCUUAUACGGCUCUUUGUAAUAUCAAGAAGGAACUAUUUACACUUACCCCUUGCUAGCUCUGCAGCUACCACUAUAGUGUCGGAUAUGUCAACAUAAAAACCAACCAAUGUAUUAAUUAGGCUCACUUUUGUGAAAUAAUAACACAUUCGUUAGUUACUCCAAU
This is a messenger RNA of Planococcus citri (citrus mealybug), 2324 nucleotides long. RefSeq lists its product as uncharacterized. The coding region runs from base 83 to 1399 and encodes 438 amino acids. Lineage: Eukaryota; Metazoa; Arthropoda; Insecta; Hemiptera; Pseudococcidae. The record is from RefSeq and is a predicted model, not a curated record. The transcript is spliced from 6 exons.